AUGAGCUGUCCCGGGCGCGAGCGUUGGGCGGCCGAGAGGGCUCACAUCUGGGUGUCACUCAGGUCUGAUGCCUGUCCCCGUCCGGCUGCCCCUACCCCUGGGGUGCUGCAGAUGUUCAGGGUGUUGGGGACACUGCAGGGGCCGAAUCUAACCCAAGUACUCACCAGAAGAGGCUACGUGACUGAUGAAGCAAAGAUCAGGAAGCAUGAGGAGCUGAAGAACUUCGCAUUGGAGCUGUAUGACAUUGCGAAGAAGAUUGCCGAAAAAUGUGAAGAACGAAAAAUGACACGUAUCCUUGUCCUGAAGGAGGGCACUCAAGAGGAUCAACCAUAUAAGCAGAGAAAGAAGUCGGUGACGCUGAAAACUCAGGAGGCACAUUCUACAGACCCAGGACGCCUCAGGUCUGGUACCGUGUACAAGGACCUCCAUGAUGAUACGGAGGAGGAGUGUGAUGUUGAAGCUACUCAGAGAAGAAGAAUUAAAGGAAAAAUGCUCAUGAGGGAGACCCAGACGCCUCUUCCACGGAUAAAUGAUGAACUUCUGUACCCGGCUUCCGAGCCUGAAGACAUGGAAACAUAUCACAAGGAGAAGCACAGCUACAAGCAACUGAGCAGGUGGCAUAAUGGCCCACCACGGAACCAAUUUUUUGGGCAGCAACAAAACCAAUCGCGAUUUCCCGGAUCCUACAACGGACAGCAGCAGAUGUGGACGCCCAAUGACAUGCCACAGCCACAGCCACCACCCCAGCCUGAACAAAAUAUGAGUAUGCGUGGAGACUCGUACACGCAGUACCAGGAUGGGCCUGGAGGCUCUUAUUGA
Knipowitschia caucasica is the source of this 819-nucleotide messenger RNA. Lineage: Eukaryota; Metazoa; Chordata; Actinopteri; Gobiiformes; Gobiidae. The record is from the annotation of a GenBank genome assembly.